ACUGAAAGAAUUGUUUUACAGUAUCUGACAGCCAAACCGACAGUGACUAUUUAUCAGUUGGGGGGUGCAGUGAAGUGAAUUUGGAGUCCGUUGUAGGCGGGGGCUGCGGGGGCUGCGGCGGCGGUCACUGUCGGGUCUAGGAGGGGCCCCUGUGUCGUAGCAGCAGCAGCAGCAACAGCAGCAGCCCUGCCUCUCCUCUGUGGUGCGAUUGCAUGCCAGAGGCCAAACACAUGCCCGCAUCUCCAUUGUGCGCGAGGAGCAGAACGUUACACGGCGGCUGCGCAUCAGUUGCACGGCGGACUGCGUGGGGAACCGCACUCGAGCUUCUCGGAACGACACCAGGUGCCCACAUUGCUCUCAUCAACCCAACAUAAGAUGUCCCAUCGAAGUGGUCAAGAGGACCCGGAGCGGUACCUCUUUGUGGAUCGUGCCGUGGUUUACAACCCGGCCACACAGGCUGACUGGACAGCCAAGAAGCUGGUUUGGGUUCCCUCAGAGCGCCAUGGUUUUGAGGGGGCCGGUAUCCGUGAGGAGCGUGGUGAGGAGGUUGUGGUGGAGCUGGCUGAAAAUGGUAAAAAGGUGGUGAUCAACAAGGAUGAUAUCCAGAAGAUGAACCCUCCCAAGUUCAGCAAGGUGGAGGACAUGGCCGAGCUCACCUGCCUGAACGAGGCAUCUGUGCUACACAACCUGAAGGACCGCUACUACUCUGGACUCAUAUAUACAUAUUCUGGCUUGUUCUGCGUGGUCAUCAACCCCUACAAGAACUUGCCCAUCUAUUCAGAGAACAUCAUUGAGAUGUACCGGGGGAAGAAGAGGCACGAGAUGCCGCCUCACAUCUACGCCAUCUCGGAGUCAGCAUACCGAUGUAUGCUUCAAGAUCGUGAGGACCAAUCAAUUCUUUGCACAGGUGAAUCAGGGGCCGGGAAGACUGAGAACACAAAGAAGGUGAUCCAGUACCUGGCCCACGUUGCCUCCUCACACAAAGGACGCAAAGACCACAACAUUCCACCAGACUCUCCCAAAGCAUUCAAGCUACAGGGCGAGUUGGAACGCCAGCUCCUUCAGGCCAACCCUAUCUUGGAAUCGUUCGGUAAUGCCAAGACGGUGAAAAAUGACAACUCCUCCCGCUUUGGCAAGUUCAUCCGAAUCAAUUUUGACGUCGCUGGCUACAUUGUUGGGGCCAAUAUUGAAACCUAUCUUCUGGAGAAAUCACGGGCAAUAAGACAGGCCAAAGAUGAGAGAACUUUCCACAUUUUUUACCGCUUGCUGGCAGGGGCAGGAGAGCAUCUCAAAACGGACCUGCUUCUCGAAGGCUUUAACAACUACCGAUUUCUGUCAAAUGGAAAUAUUCCCAUCCCUGGCCAGCAGGACAAAGACAAUUUCCAGGAGACAUUGGAGGCCAUGCACAUCAUGAGCUUCUCCCAUGAUGAGAUUGUCUGCAUGUUGAAGGUAGUCUCAGCAGUGCUGCAAUUUGGCAACAUUGUCUUCAAGAAAGAGAGAAAUACCGACCAGGCCUCCAUGCCAGAGAACACUGCGGCACAGAAGCUUUGCCAUCUGCUGGGAAUGAACGUGAUGGAGUUCACAAGAGCUAUCCUCACUCCAAGGAUAAAAGUAGGACGAGACUAUGUACAGAAAGCACAGACCAAGGAACAGGCUGACUUUGCAGUAGAAGCCUUGGCUAAAGCUACAUAUGAGCGACUAUUUCGUUGGCUUGUCCAUCGCAUUAACAAGGCCCUCGACAGGACUAAACGUCAGGGUGCAUCUUUCAUCGGCAUUCUGGAUAUCGCUGGAUUUGAGAUUUUUGAGCUGAACUCAUUCGAGCAGUUGUGCAUCAACUACACCAACGAGAAGCUGCAGCAGCUCUUCAACCACACCAUGUUCAUCCUGGAGCAGGAGGAGUACCAGAGGGAGGGUAUCGAGUGGAGCUUUAUCGAUUUCGGCCUCGAUCUGCAGCCUUGCAUCGAACUCAUCGAGAGGCCGAAUAACCCUCCUGGUAUUCUGGCUCUGUUGGACGAAGAAUGCUGGUUUCCCAAAGCCACAGACAAGACCUUUGUGGACAAAGUGCUCCAGGAGCAGGGCACCCACACUAAGUUCCAAAAACCACGUCAGCUCAAAGACAAAGCUGACUUUUGCAUCAUCCACUAUGCAGGGAGGGUGGACUAUAAAGCAGAUGAAUGGCUAAUGAAGAACAUGGACCCCCUGAACGACAACGUGGCCACGCUGCUGCACCAGUCCACUGACAAGUUUGUGGCUGAACUCUGGAAAGAUGUUGACCGAAUCGUGGGUCUGGACCAAGUUGCUGGCAUGAACGAGACAGCAUUUGGCGCCGCAUACAAGACUAAGAAGGGCAUGUUCCGCACUGUGGGCCAGCUGUACAAAGAGCAGCUGUCUAAGCUGAUGGCCACACUGAGGAACACUAACCCUAACUUUGUCCGCUGCAUCAUCCCCAAUCAUGAGAAAAGAGCUGGUAAGCUCGAUCCUCACCUGGUUCUGGACCAGCUAAGAUGUAAUGGUGUCCUGGAAGGGAUCCGUAUCUGUAGACAAGGCUUCCCCAACCGUAUAGUAUUCCAAGAGUUCAGACAGAGGUAUGAAAUUCUCACUCCUAACGCCAUCCCCAAAGGCUUUAUGGACGGCAAGCAGGCCUGCGAGAGAAUGAUCAAAUCCCUGGAGCUUGACAACAACCUGUUUCGCAUUGGCCAGAGUAAAAUCUUCUUCAGGGCGGGAGUCCUGGCCCACUUGGAGGAAGAGAGAGACCUGAAGAUUACCGAUAUAAUUAUUUACUUCCAGGCCGCUUGCCGCGGCUAUCUGGCACGCAAAGCCUUUGCCAAGAAGCAACAACAGCUCAGUGCACUGAAGGUUCUCCAAAGAAACUGUGCUGCAUACUUGAAGCUACGUCACUGGCAGUGGUGGAGACUCUUCACUAAGGUGAAGCCUUUGCUGCAGGUGACCAGACAGGAGGAAGAGAUGCUGGCUAAAGAUGAGGAACUGGUUAAGGUGAAGGAGAAGCAUACAAAGGUGGAGGGACAGCUGGUAGAGAUGGAACGAAAACACCAACAGUUAGCGGAGGAGAAAAACAUCCUAGCAGAGCAGCUGCAGGCAGAGACCGAGCUGUUUGCGGAGGCUGAGGAGAUGAGAGCUCGCCUGGCUACCAAGAAACAAGAGCUGGAGGAGAUCCUCCAUGAUCUGGAGUCCAGACUGGAGGAAGAAGAAGAGAGGGCGCAGGGCAUGGUCAACGAGAAGAAGAAGAUGCAAUCGCACAUCCAGGACUUGGAGGAGCAGUUGGAUGAGGAGGAAGCCGCUCGGCAGAAGCUGCAGCUUGAGAAAGUCACCGCUGAGGCCAAAAUGAAGAAAUACGAAGAGGAUAUUUUGCUGCUAGAAGACCAAAACACCAAGUUUAUCAAGGAAAAAAAGUUGAUGGAGGAUCGCAUUAACGAGAUGACCACUUUCCUUGCUGAGGAGGAGGAGAAGGCCAAGAACCUGGGAAAAGUCAAGAACAAACAAGAGAUCAUGAUGGUCGACUUGGAGGAGAGGCUCAAGAAGGAAGAGAAGACCCGCCAGGAGCUAGAGAAGGCUAAGCGGAAGCUGGAUGGCGAGACAUCAGACUUCCAGGACCAGAUUGCUGAGCUCCAGACCCAGAUAGAGGAGUUCAAAACGCAAAUUGUCAAGAAAGAGGAUGAGCAGCAGUUACUUCAGACAAGGGGCGAAGAUGAGGUCAACCAGAAGAACAACGCGCUGAAACAAGUGCGAGAACUUCAAGCCCAGCUGUCUGAGCUUCAGGAGGACAUGGAGUUGGAGAAACAGGCCAGGAACAAGGCUGAAAAGCUCAAGAGGGAUUUGAGUGAAGAACUGGAGGCUCUAAAGACAGAACUGGAGGACACCCUUGAUACAACUGCUGCCCAGCAGGAACUAAGGACCAAACGAGAGCAAGAGGUUGCAGAACUGAAGAAGGCCAUUGAGGAUGAGACCAAAAACCAUGAGGCUCAGAUACAGGAUAUGCGACAGAGGCAUGCCACUGCUUUAGAAGAGCUCUCCGAGCAGCUCGAACAGGCUAAGAGGUUCAAAGCCAAUCUGGAGAAGACCAAACAGAGCCAGGAAAGUGCCAACAAAGAACUGGCCUGUGAGGUCAAAAGCCUUCAGCAGGCAAAGACGGAGUCUGAACACAAGAGAAAAAAACUGGAGGCUCAGUUGCAGGAGGUCACUGCCAGAAACACGGAAGGGGAACGGACCAAGGGCGAGCUGACCGAACGUGUCCACAAACUGCAGACUGAGCUGGACAAUGUCUCAGCCAUGCUGGAAGAUUCAGAGAGAAAAGGCAUCAAGAUGACAAAAGACGUUGCUGGAUUAGAAAGUCAGCUCCAGGACACACAGGAGCUGCUCCAAGAGGAGACCCGUCAGAAGCUGAACCUCAGCAGCCGCAUGCGCCAGUUAGAAGAGGAGAAGAACGCCCUCCAGGAGCAGCAAGAGGAGGACGAGGUGGCACGCAAAAAUGUGGAGAAACAAUUGCUGACAUUACAGGCUCAGCUGUCCGACAGCAAGAAGAAGCUUGAGGACGAUGUGGGGACGAUCGACGCCCUGGAGGAAGCAAAGAAGAAGCUGCAAAAGGACCUGGAGAUGUCAGGCCAACGUCUGGAGGAGAAGACCAUCGCCUUUGAGAAGAUGGAAAAGACAAAGACUCGUUUGCAGCAGGAGCUGGAUGAUCUAACUGUUGACUUGGAUCACCAGAGGCAGAGUGUGUCCAGCCUGGAGAAGAAACAGAAGAAGUUUGACCAGAUGCUGGCUGAGGAGAAGAGCAUUUCAGCCCGCUAUGCUGAAGAGCGUGACCGGGCAGAAGCUGAGGCCAGGGAAAAGGAGACCAAAGCUCUCUCGAUGACCAGAGCGCUGGAUGAGGCUCUAGAGGCCAAAGAGGAGCUGGAGAGGGUCAACAAGCAGCUCCGUGCUGAAAUGGAAGAUCUGAUGAACUCAAAGGAUGACGUGGGCAAGAAUGUUCACGAGCUGGAGAAAUCCAAGCGCACUCUGGAGCAGCAGCUGGAGGAGAUGAAAACUCAACUUGAGGAGCUGGAGGACGAGCUGCAGGCCACCGAGGAUGCUAAGCUACGCUUGGAGGUCAACAUGCAGGCCAUGAAAGCUCAGUACGAGCGUGAUCUUCAGGGCCGUGACGACCAGAACGAAGAGAAGAAGAGAGCGCUCGUUAAGCAGGUCCGAGAGAUGGAGGCAGAGCUGGAGGACGAGAGGAAGCAGAAAGGACUGGCCGUCGCUGCGAAGAAGAAGCUAGAAAUGGAUUUGAAGGACGUGGAGGGUCAGAUUGAAGGUGCUAGCAAGGCUCGAGAUGAAGCCAUUAAACAGCUGCGCAAGUUACAGGCCCAGAUGAAGGAUUACCAAAGGGAACUGGAAGAUGCCAGGGCUUCCAGAGAUGAUAUUUUUGCCUUAUCCAAGGAAAAUGAGAAGAAACUAAAGAGUCUGGAGGCCGAGAUUGUUCAGCUGCAUGAGGACCUGGCGGCGUCAGAGAGAGGACGACGCCACGCGGAGCAAGAAAGAGAUGAACUGCAAGAUGAAAUCUCCAAUAGCACCUCCGGAAAGACCGCUCUGAUGGAUGAGAAGAGGAGGCUGGAGGCUCGUAUCGCUCAGCUCGAAGAAGAGCUCGAAGAAGAGCAAGGCAACAUGGAGCUACUCAACGACCGCUUUCGAAAGACCACUAUGCAGGUGGACACGCUGAGCACAGAGUUGAGCGUGGAGCGGAGCACAUCGCAAAAGAGCGAAAACGCCCGGCAGCAGUUGGAACGUCAGAACAAGGAUUUGCGGGCCAAGCUGGGCGAACUGGAAGGUUCUGUGAAAAGUCGCUUCAAGGCUUCCAUCAUGGCGCUGGAGGCCAAAAUAGCACAGCUGGAGGAACAACUGGAGCAGGAGGCCAAGGAAAGAGGAGCAGCCAACAAGUUAGUCCGGAGGACUGAGAAGAGGCUGAAAGAGAUAUGUAUGCAGGUGGAAGAUGAACGCCGCCAUGCCGACCAGUUUAAAGAGCAAGUGGAAAAGACCAACUCGCGCAUGAAGCAGCUAAAGCGCCAGCUGGAGGAGGCAGAAGAGGAGGCCACCAGGGCCAAUGCGUCACGCAGGAAACUGCAGCGAGAGCUGGAUGACGCCACGGAGGCCAGCGAGGGUCUCAGCAGGGAGGUCCACACCUUGAAGAACCGCCUCCGGCGCGGCGGACCCAUCAGUUUCUCUUCCAGUCGCUCAGGCAGACGUCAGUUGCCGGUUGAGGGAUCGUCCUUGGACCUUCUGUCUGAUGACGAGCUGGAAAACAAAGUGACAGACAACAACGCCAAUGAGACAGCCACCCCCCAGCAGGAAUAAAUGGCAACAAGCCUUAACUUUUCGCCUGCGGCUGCAAUAAGGAACUCGUCGGUAUCAGCUUCUUGAGUAUAAGCAUCUUUCGAUAUCACAUGUUGCAUUAAAGACACCAGCGGUUGGAAUCCCAACAUUCUCUUUUCCCAACAAAUGUUGCCUUAUUGGUCCUGUAGAGCAUCGUUGAGUAGUCCGCAUUCAUCUCCUCCCCAAGUCCCAGAGCGUACAUUUAAGAUCCAUAAGUUAUUUUUAGAUAAGUAGUUUUUCCAGCCCUGUACGAGGAUGCUUUGCUUGUGUAUGAAAGUAGAGAACGCGCUCCUCUGCCUCCUGUAUUUUGCGUUCAUCUUCUGUGCCUUGUUCCACUCCCUUCAAAAACAUUUAUGCCACAUUUACUGUUCAUAUAUGCAUCAUUUUGUGAAGAUGUAUUUUAAUAAAACAUCCAUGUAAUUAAUUACAUUUUAGAGAAAA
Molecule: messenger RNA, 6804 nt
Organism: Syngnathoides biaculeatus (alligator pipefish)
Lineage: Eukaryota; Metazoa; Chordata; Actinopteri; Syngnathiformes; Syngnathidae
Product: myosin-10
Exons: 42
Coding region: 376-6345 (1989 amino acids)
Cellular component (GO): myosin complex
Molecular function (GO): actin filament binding; cytoskeletal motor activity; ATP binding
Source: RefSeq, a predicted model, not a curated record